AUGAAGAGUGGAAUUCCAAGUGUGAUUGUCAAGUUGGAUAUUGAGAAGGCUUAUGAUCAUGUGAAUUGGGAUGCUUUGUUUUAUCUCAUGGAGAGGAUGGGUUUUGGAGAGAAGUGGAGGAGGCGGAUGAAGUUUUGUGUUUCAACAGUCCGAUUUUCAGUUCUCCUUAAUGGCUCUCUAGUGGGUUUUUUUGGUUGUACUCGGGGCCUUCGGCAAGGGGACUCUUUGUCUCUCCUCUUUGUUUCCUAUGGGGAACAACUUUUACAUAUUCGCAUGGUGAUGAUUUUCUUUGAGACUAUCACAAGCUUGAAAGUUAAUAUUGGUAAGAGUGAGAUUGUUCCAAUGGGGGCGGUAGGGAGUUUGGAUACUCUGGCUGGUGUCUUAGGUUGCAAUGUUGGUAGGCUGCCCAUGAUUUACUGA
Messenger RNA from Quercus lobata, 420 nucleotides. RefSeq lists its product as uncharacterized. The transcript is spliced from 2 exons. NCBI's taxonomy places the organism in Eukaryota, Viridiplantae, Streptophyta, Magnoliopsida, Fagales, Fagaceae. The record is from RefSeq and is a predicted model, not a curated record. Bases 1 to 420 code for a protein of 139 amino acids.